GGUCACACAUGCUUUCACUGGAGCACAGACACAAGUAGUUUAAUGUUCAUUACAUUGAUUUCGCUUUAGCUCCCUAUGUGGAUAACAAAACGAGGCUGAAAGAAAGGUUCUCAUUGAGGAAUUAUAGAUCUGCUGGUGAGGGAAAGGGCUAAACAAAGACUGACCAUCAUUACAACCACUUUGCCCUGCCCUGCCUUUGUUUUCUGAGUUGGUGUCCAAAGACCCUCCUGAAUGAAUGAGUGGGUGGGCCCCGACAUCAAUGUGGUGGGACAGCUGGAGAUCCCACCCAGCGAUGAAUUCUCCAUCUCAGAAAGCUCCCACUUGUUCGAUAUUCUGGCAGAACAGAGCAGUCCUCUCCUGCAGGAUCCUGACAUCUUACCCUUCACCAGCUUUCCCAGCAUGCAGUACCCCUCCAUGGAGUCAGCCAUGCCCUCCACAACAUAUUACUCCAGUCAGAACUACUACCCUCAGUAUAAUGGAGAUGAAUGGUACUCACAAACGGGGAUAUAUGAACUGAGAAAAGGACCUCUGGAGGUCGGCUAUGAUGCUGAGAUGGAGGAGACGUCUGCUUCAGUGCCAGUCGUGUGUAAGAGGACUCGGCACAUGUCACAGAUGGGGCGGAUCAAAGGAGAGGAACUGUGUGUGGUAUGUGGGGAUAAGGCCUCUGGAUACCACUAUAACGCUCUCACCUGUGAGGGAUGUAAAGGUUUCUUCAGACGAAGCAUUACAAAGAAUGCAGUGUACAAAUGCAAGAGUGGCGGAAACUGCGAGAUGGACAUGUAUAUGCGCAGAAAAUGCCAGGAGUGUCGACUAAGAAAGUGCAAGGAGAUGGGCAUGCUGGCUGAAUUGAAGCCUUCAUCACCGCUGGCAGGCCUGCUGACAGAGAUCCAGUGCAAGUCCAAAAGGCUGCGAAAGAACACAAAGGCCUCCCCGGGACCGUCGACCGGAGACGAGACAGAGGGGGCAGACAACACAGACAGCAAACAGGUCACAUCAACCACCAAACUAUCAAAGGAGAAAGUUGAAAUCACCAAAGAGCAGCAGACACUCAUGAAAGUCAUCGUUGAUGCUUACAACAAACAUCAAAUCCCUCAAGAUAUGGCGAAAAAACUGCUACAGGAGCAGUACAGUGCUGAUGAAAACUUUCUCCUGUUGACGGAAAUGGCAACAAGUCAGGUUCAAGUACUGGUGGAGUUUACCAAAAAUAUUCCAGGCUUUCUUUCUCUGGACCGUGAGGAUCAGAUCGCUCUGUUGAAGGGUUCGGCUGUGGAGGCCAUGUUUCUGCGCUCAGCACAGGUUUUCAGUAGAAAGAUGCCCAGCGGACAAACUGAAGUUUUGGAGGAGAGGAUACGCAAGAGUGGCAUAUCAGAAGAAUUCAUUACACCCAUGUUCAACUUUUACAAAAGCAUUGGUGAACUCCACAUGGUGCAAGAGGAACAGGCUCUGCUUACCACUAUAACCAUCCUGACACCAGAUCGGCCUUACGUGAAGGAUCAGGAGUCUGUGGAGAGGCUUCAGGAGACCAUGCUGGACCUGCUGAGGAAGCUGUGUGUCCUGCAGCACCCACAGGAGCCGCAGUACUUUGCUCGUCUCCUGGGCCGCCUGACGGAGCUGAGAUCACUUAACCACUACCAUGCAGAGAUGCUCACAUCUUGGAGAACAAAUGACCACAAAUUUACCCCACUGCUCUGUGAGAUCUGGGAUGUGCAGUGAUUCAGAGCAAAGAAGGUGGUGGCAUGGGAUGACAUCACAACAGUUUCAAGUAAAGGACAGAUUUUUACAAGAUGUGAAGAUAUGGACCAGCUCUUUUCAUCCAUGCCAACUGCCCUUGAUGGCAUUGGUAAUGACUGUUUAUUCUACUCAUGGAUUUUAUAUCUACUGUGAUUCCUGAGACUUGUCUCAGGGUGGAGACCUGUGAUAUCUUAUUGUUUUCCUGUUGUACAACAUGUAGAGCAUCCUGAAUUCCCUGCAUAAGUAAAAAAAAAAAAAACACUGGAACUUUUUCAAAAGCUGGCACUCAUAAAAGCUGAAAAGUUAAAAUAUUAUGGAGCUUAAUGAUGGAUUCUCUUGUUUUUUAUUUGAUAAACUAUUAGCACUUACAUGUUAUAAAUUUACCAGCUGUAAAUUUGCGAAAGCUUUAUGU
Molecule: messenger RNA, 2143 nt
Organism: Cheilinus undulatus (humphead wrasse)
Lineage: Eukaryota; Metazoa; Chordata; Actinopteri; Labriformes; Labridae
Gene: nr1h4
Product: nuclear receptor subfamily 1, group H, member 4
Exons: 10
Coding region: 232-1713 (493 amino acids)
Biological process (GO): negative regulation of transcription by RNA polymerase II; cell differentiation; positive regulation of transcription by RNA polymerase II
Molecular function (GO): nuclear receptor activity; RNA polymerase II cis-regulatory region sequence-specific DNA binding; zinc ion binding
Source: RefSeq, a predicted model, not a curated record